UUUUUUUUAUUUCAGGUAAUACACCAUUUUGCAAGAAAAUUGUUGUCAUAAACGAUGAUAUCAAACAUUUAUCGAGGAAUCCAUGUGGAUUAAUUUGGGUAAAACAACGUCCAACGGAACAAAAUUUAUAAAUUAAAGAAAAAGAACAAUAAAAAGAACAAAUUCUUUUACUAUCGUGAAUGUUAAAGAAAUGGAACGAGCUGGAUGUAAGACUACGAGUGGAAUACAAAAAUUAGAAGGUGACGAUGUGGAAAAAUCAUUAGAAGUUUUGGAUAAAGUUUUAUCAGAAUUUGAAGAUCCUGAUUCCCUACCACACAUUCCUGUACACAUUGAACCAGAAAGUCCAUCACAAGGCAAUCAAUCAGAAGAUGAUGGUUACAUGAGUAUGAAUGGAAGGAGGGCAAAAAUACCUCCAGAUUUCCAUCAACCCCUUAGUAACGAAUCACCUGCAUCACCGCCACAUCUUAUGGAACGUAAAAAUUUUGAAAAAACUACGGAUGAUAUUAAUAAUAAAAUAACAAAUAAUAUAAAUAAUAACAAUAAUAAUAAUAAUAACAAUAAUAACAAUAACAAUAAUAAUAAUAACAAUAAUCAAGAAAUAGAUCAACAGUCUUCAUCAAUUUUAUUACCAUCAUCAUCAUCACCAUCAUCAGAUUUAACAUCAUCAUCAUCAUCAUCAACAACAACUACAACAACAACAGCAACAAUAACGGCAACAACAGUAACACCUACUUUACAAUCAGCAACAACAAUAUUAUCAUCAUCAUCAACAUCAUCUUCACCAAUAAAAAUACAAAAACAACAGCAGCAGUCAGCUAAUAAUACAACAUUGGAAUUGUCGAUUCAGGAACCAAUAAAAGUAACCAUAAAAUCAUCACCUGUAUCAUCAUCUACCCACCAAAAUAGUAAUAACAGUAGCAACUGUAACAGUAACAGUAUAACAGAAAAAACAGAAGAAAUUAUUGUUAAAUCUAAUCAACCCCCUCCACCAGAAGUAGCUGAAGCGAUAAUUUCAAAUUUAUUACCAAGAUCACCUUCAAUAACACAAAAACAAAUAAUUGAAUCACAAUUGACUGAUGCUACAAUAGGUCUUGUUAAUACAGAUCGAAUAAAUAAUGCUAAAAAUUUACAAAAUCGUGUUAUACAAUUAGAUAGUAAACAUAUAACAUCAACUAGUUGUAAUAAAAACGGUAUAAUGGUGGUUCAAAAUGUCAGUAUAGGUAAUAUACCAACUGGUGGAAAUAAUUGUAAUUUAUCUACAGUUGAUAAUAAUUGUAUUGGUCAAUCACAUAAAUGGAAUACAAAAAUUGAUGGUAAUCUUCAAAAUGAUUCAACUAUAUUAAAUGAACAAAAUAAUCCUAAUAUGGUAUGUUCUGGAGUUGUUGGUGUUAGUGGAAAUCAAACAUCACCAGCACAACAAACGACAUUGCCAAAAGCACGUCCAUCAAAUGUUAAUCCAUCCAAAUAUUCGAGUCUUCCUUGUUCAGGGCCAGCUCGUUUAGGACGUAAUUUAAGUAACAGUGUAACUGGUGGUGGUAGCUUUGAUAGUGGUACUGGUGAUCGUAAUAUUUUAGGAAUUGGUAUUAGUGCUGUACAUGAUGCUGUAUUACGUGGUGGUGUUGCCAAAUUACCAGAACCAAUUUUAAAUGAGCAUCCAGUUACAAUUUAUCCUGGUCGUGCAUCACCAAUCGGUAAACGUGUACCACCACGUACAUUACCUGGUUCAAUUGAAAGACAUCGUGAAGUAUGCCGUAAUAAUCUUAAUAAUGAAUUACAUUCACCAACACAACAAACAAUUUAUGAUCCAACUGAAGGUAAUCCACCAUCUUAUGUUUUAUUAACAUCAGCAUCAACAACAAAUAUGUCACCAUUACAACGUUUAGCCAUUACAAAAUCGCCAUCAUCACCAUUGGUUGCUGUACAACAACAUAUUAUAUUACAAAAUAGUGUUAGUAGUAAUCAACUUAUUGACAAUAAGAAUUUAUUAAAUAGUCUUCAAAUACCGCCCUGUAAACCAAAACGUAAUAAUUUAAAUAAUAAAAAUUUAAUAAAUUCAACAUCAUCAUCAAAUAAUGGUAGUAGACAGGAUCGACAAGAUAUUGAUGAUAUAUCAAUUAUUGAUAAUAAUUGCAAUCGAAAGAAAAUUAAUGGUGCUACAACAACAGAUAGUAGCAGUGAAGAAGAAUUUUCUGAUGAUUCGCUGGAAGAAGGACAAUCAUUACCACCACCACCAGCACCACCAUUAGUGCCUCCACCACCAUCAUUAUCUGCACCGGUAACACCAAGUAAACGUGGUAGUAUAGCAUGGGAAAUAAAUUUAGAUGAUCAUUUACCACCACCACCGCCUCAAAUUACCGAAAAACAAAUGAAAUUGGAAAAACGCUUAGGAAAAUCAAAUCAUAAUAUUAUAAACCAAAGUAAUAAUAAUAAUAAAAAUUUAAAUUCAAUUGAUGGUAUUGGAAGUAAUAAUAAAAAGAAAUCAAAUUCAAAUAUUGGUGCAAUAAAUAGUAGUAAUAAAGAAAAGAAAAUUGAAACAUCCGCUUCAGCAAAGAUUAUAGCAAGACGUCGAGCACGUUCACAAUCUGGUGACAAUUUAAUUAUGACAAAUCAUAUGACAGAUAAUGAUUCAAUGUCAAGUUUUGCUUCAACACCAGGAAAUAGUGGCGGUAGUAUGUCACAAAAUGCAUCACCUCAACAUCGCCAUCAUUUUGGUAAUCAUGUACAUUUAACAUCAAAAAAUCGAUCUAGUUCAUUAGAAUGGCCUGAUCCACCAGAGGCUCCAAUAUGUAGUACAGAAGAUGAAGCAGCAUCAAUAUAUUCUGAUUCAGAUGAUAUUAUACCAACAUAUCCAGUUAAUUUAACAGGCAAAGGAACUUAUGUUAUUCGUAAAGGUCGUAAAGAACGUAGUCGUUUAUCUGACAUACAUACAUCAAUGUCAUCAUCAAUUAAUUCAAGACUUAGUAAUGAGGGAAGUUUAUUGUCUGGCAUGACAGCAAGUCAAAGUUUAUUAAUACCAAAUUCAAGACAUAGUAUCGAUUUAGGAUCUUCAACACAUUCACCAAUUUCAAUUGGUACAGGAAAUAAUAUUUUACCAAAUAGAGGAGCUGUACUAUCACCAAGAUCAAGAUUAUCAUUGGAUUUGACUUCACCAAAUACAGCAAAUCCAGAUCAUCCAGUUUCACUUAAUCAAAUUCUUCAUUCACCAGUUACAAAUGGCAGUAAUGCAGGAACCCCGAACUCAAGAUUUAAUGAUUACAAAAGUUAUACAAACAGUUACGAUCAAAUUCAACAUCAUAUUGAAGCAAAUGGCAAUGGUGGACCUACUGGUGGUAAUGUUUUACCAAUUAAUGGAAAUACUGUAGCGACCGUUACCAACACCAGCUUAAAUAAUAACAACAAUAACAAUAAUAUCAGUAAUGCUACACCUAACGUAAACGGUUCUUUGACACAUGAUAUAUCAAGCACUCCAAGACGGGAACUUGCUCCACCUAUCGAAGAAGAUGAAGAACAGGAUAGUGAAUCACAAGCUUCAAGAGGGGCUCCUUUACGGCAAAUUGAAAAUAAUAUAAGUGCUUUAUUGCGUGGUGAUAUAGCUGUUGCACGUAUCGGUGAUCUUGCACAUCCAAGACGUCCAUUAGGAUUUCGUCCAGGAGUUCAUAAAUCAGAAAGUGCCAAAGAAAUGUUGUUAUCGCAAUUAAAUAAUUUUGGUCCUCUACCGCCAUCACCUCCAAGCUCUAGUCCAGAACCUGUAAAUGAAAUUGAUUCAUUUCCACCACUACCUCCAUCACCUCAAGAAAAUAAUGCUGAUGAUGAGGAAGAAUUAGAUGAAACCAAUGUUAUGCGUGGUAUUCAUGGAAUUCGAAUAUCAUCUAGAACUCGACUUAAAACAAAUCCAAAUGUAGAAUCUCAUGCCCCAGCUAUUCCACCGCAUAGAAGUGGAAAUAUUGGUGUUCCACCAUCAAUUAAUACAUUAAAGACACGUUCAAUGGAUGCUGGUUAUACAAAAAAAUAUGCAACAAAUUCGUCACAUAUAAGUGUACCAGGUACACUACCCUGUGAAAUUCCUACAACGAAUUCUUCAAGACGUAGAUUACAAUCUGGUGCUUUUCCAAAACGUUCAGCCCAAAGUCCAAGAGAAGAAAGACGAUUACAAACGUCUUGCAGUUUACCAGAAACACCAAUUUUUGCUAGAGGAUGUGAUAUACCACGUACACCACAUAGACGUGCCCCAGAAGUUCCACCACAUGGAACUGUAGGCGGAACAAAUAAUUGUGGUUCAAGAACAGCACCUCGAUCGAAUACGAAUACGACAAGUAGUUUAGGUUCAUCUAUUGUUGGAAUUGGAAAUUCAACUUUAGGAAAUAAUAAUGGAAGACAUCAACCACAACCACCGCAACCUCAACGUACUAUUGUACAAGCAUUAACAAGCGCUGAAAUGUUACGUUUAGCUGGUGGACCAGCACGUGGUUGGUAUCCAAAACAAAGAGCAAUGCGUCCAGCUUCUACUGAACAUUUAGAUCGUUUACAUAGAACCCAAGGAUCGAUGCGUGCUUGGGAUACCGCUAUUGGUGUUGGUCAUCAUACUGGUGGUGGUAUGUCUGGUAGAGGUGGUGUUGUAGGUGGAAACGAAUGUGGCAGAAAGCCGUUAACAUUACCACCAAAUUUAACACCGAAAUUUUUCAACAAAUCACCACGUGAAGCUCUUAGACGUGUUACUAGUUUACUUAUUAAAAAAGGAAAUGGAAAGGAUAAAGAGUCUAAACAUCAUCGUGAUAAGGAUGUUUUUACAACUUCCUCAAUACAUCGAUCACCCGGAUCUGCUGGGGAUAUACCAAUUCCAAAUCAUCAUAUGUAUAUAAAUAAUGGUUCAACUACUAGCUCAUCAACAACAACUUCCAAUAAUCAACAUCCAUUACAACAAAGUCAUUCACAAACAAAUGAACAGCAAAACAGUAAAAAUAGUGGUGGUCAUAAUCAGACAACACAUAAAAAGAAAGGAUUCUUUAAAAGUUUUUGGAAAAAAUCUAAACAUUAUUCACUUGAUCAACAAUAAAUUUUUUAUACCAUACAUAAUAAAAUAUAAGAAUAUCAUAUAUAACUAAAUAAUAUAAUAUAGUAUUAUGUCUAUAUAUAUAUAUAUAUAUAUACAUGAAAUACAUACAUAAUUUAUUUGAAAAUAAGUGAGAUAAAAUUACAGAAGAUUGAGAAAUUUAAAUUGCAAUUUUAAUUGAAAAAAUAAAUUUAUUGAUAAAAUAUGAAACUUCUGAUAUUUGUGUUUCAUAAUAUCAAAAUCGAAAUUCUACAAUAUAUACAUAU
Messenger RNA from Condylostylus longicornis, 5316 nucleotides. RefSeq names its product myb-like protein A. Bases 191 to 5053 code for a protein of 1620 amino acids. Lineage: Eukaryota; Metazoa; Arthropoda; Insecta; Diptera; Dolichopodidae. The transcript has 15 exons. The record is from RefSeq and is a predicted model, not a curated record.